Schistosoma turkestanicum is the source of this 350-nucleotide messenger RNA. NCBI's taxonomy places the organism in Eukaryota, Metazoa, Platyhelminthes, Trematoda, Strigeidida, Schistosomatidae. The record is from the annotation of a GenBank genome assembly.
GCUUUCCCUUGUAACACCUUUAUGCUGUGCUGUAUUCCCACAAAUGAGUUCUAUUCCAUUUGAUAAACUUGAACCUAAUGUACAAGCUUAUAUUAGAGAAACACGAUCAUCUGGUCGAUUACCUUCAAUUGUUUAUUAUAAUAAAGGUUUAUAAUCAAUCAAUGUGUUUUAGAUAAUCAACAAAAAAAAUAUACAUACAUGAAUUUUUUUUUUCAAUUGAAUUUAAAUUCCAUCCAUAUCUUUAGAGAGAAGAAAACAAACAAACUAAUUUUCUACUGAUAGAUGUUAUAUUGAUUAAAUUGCAUUUGAAUUAUCAUUCCAAUGUAUUAUUUGAAAUAGUUUACCCUAGG